AUGUCAUCUCAAUCCUCCUCGCACAGCUCACCCCUCAGUCUCACCGCCGUCAAACAAUCUCUCCUCUCACCACUCAUCACAGGCCCUCUUCUCUUAUACGCCAGUCUCAACCCGACCGUCUUAUCCAAGAUCCCAUGGCCCCCCGCCAGAUCAACACUCCCCUUACCCUUCCGCAUUCCCUUCACCACCACCAACAGCAUCACUCUCCGUGCCGACCCGCCUCUCAGAGCGCUCAGAGUCCUCUUCGGGAUCGGCGUGGUCAUCCAUCUCAACAGGUUCCUGAACCGCUUGGCGCUGAACUACUGGCACGUCAAGAAACAAGGCGUCCCAUGGUCCUUCGACACCGAAGGCGAAGGUGCCGAAACCAUCGUCAUCACGGGCGGUUGUUCUGGGUUUGGCAGGGAAAUGGUCAAGAUGUUUGCCGCGCAGACGAAGGCCAACAUUGUCGUAUUGGAUAUUCAGGAAUUGCCUGAUGACCUCGAGAAGCUCCCACGAGUGACGCACCACACAAUCGACCUGUCAUCCCCCGAAUCGAUCACGUCGACCGUCACGAACCUGCUGCACGAGCACAAGAUUACGCCGACGGUGCUGAUCAACAACGCGGGGAUCGCGCAGGCGCACACGAUCCUCGACACGCCCGACAGCUACCUCUCGCGCAUCUUCCAGAUCAACGUGCUCUCGCACUUUACGCUGCUCCGGCUCGUGCUCCCCGUCAUGUUGCGCAGCCGCAAGGGCCACGUCGUCACCCUGGCCAGCAUGUCGAGCUACACGGGCGUGGCCAACCUGGCGGACUACUCAGCCACCAAGGCCGCCGUGCUGGCCCUCCACGAGUCGCUGGUCCAGGAACUCGCCCACCGCUACGACAACGGCCACUGCAUCCAGGCCUCGAUCGUGCACCCCGUGUGGGCCCGCACCCCGCUGAUCGCCUCGUGGGAGUCGGAGCUCAACCGCUCCAGGCAGCCCGUGCUGACGCCGCGGGACGUCGCCGCCGCCGUCGUCGCCCAGGUGCUCUCGGGGAGGAGCGGGAGCGUCUACGUCCCCGCGGAUCUCGAGCGAGGCACCCUCUUGAGGGCCGUGCCGGAUUGGAUCGCGUUGAUUGCGAGGGGAGGCUUCCAGUCUGCCACGAACACUGCUUGA
This is a messenger RNA of Exophiala spinifera, 1137 nucleotides long. RefSeq lists its product as uncharacterized. The transcript is spliced from 2 exons. The record is from RefSeq and is a predicted model, not a curated record. Bases 1 to 1137 code for a protein of 378 amino acids. Gene Ontology annotation, molecular function: oxidoreductase activity, acting on the CH-OH group of donors, NAD or NADP as acceptor. Lineage: Eukaryota; Fungi; Ascomycota; Eurotiomycetes; Chaetothyriales; Herpotrichiellaceae.